AUGGACAAUAUUGAAAGAUUGUUAGCAGAAUUAGCACUUAAUAAUUUCGAAUCGGAAUCGCUGCAUUGGGUAGAUGUCGUACAUGUAGUUACCCCAAUAAAUUUUUAUGUGCGUCCAAUAAAGUACAAUAAAUUAGUUGCAUCAUACAAAACAAUGACUCCUAGUACUAAAUUUACGACUAUAAAAAUUAACGAUAUGGUAAUCUAUAAUCUAAGUUUUCGUCUUGGCCAGAGUAACUACUUUAGAAGAGGUCGAGUUUCUCAAAUAAAUAUUGUUAAUGAUCAUGUGGAAUGUGAUAUAUUCACUAUAGAUCACGGCUUUACUGAUAAAUCAGUGCCUAUAGAGUACCUUUGGCAGUGUUCACCUGACUUACUGAAUACUCCAGCACUUGCUUACAAUAGCCAGCUAGCAAAUUGCUUCCCAGUGCGCACUAGUAUUUGGACAGAAUAUGCGACACAAGUUUUUAGACGUCAUUUAGGACGUGGUCGAGUAAAAAUGUCAGUUUUAGGCAGAACGUCUAGUAAAUUAGUAGUAAAAUUAAUGAAUUCUAAUCUAGAUGACGUCGCUACACUGUUAGCUAUAAGCGGAUUCUCUGAUGUAGGCUCCUAUUAUGAUUGCAUACCUUGGAAACCUCUUAUUGUACGCAAAAGAAUCACAUUUAACUUUAAAAAAGUUUUUAUGAAUGAAAGAUUACGGGUGAGGAUGUUGUCAGGUAGGUCAUUUGAAGAAUUCUAUGUAAAAGAGGUAGAGGACUACGAAAAAUUAUUCUUAAAAGACAUACACAAUAUAACAUUCUAUGCCAGAAGAGAAUUUUCACUCAUUCCCGCUCAUUUGAUAGAAGGUGCAAUAAUUUGUGCAAAAGACGAUGAAAAGAAUAUGUACCAUAGGGCUAUCAUUAAAAAGGUUACAAAACUAGAAUCAACAGCAAUCCUGCAGCUUGUGGAUUGGGGGAGAGACGAAGAGUUUGCAGUAAGUAAAAUGAAAUAUAUGUCAAAACAAGCCUUGAAUAUACCUUUAACUACAAUAUUUUGUAAAUCUGCAAAUUAUAAUAAUCAAGCUUGGGUUAAAGAUAUUGAAAAUUUUCUGAGUUCUGGAUUUGAAUUCUAUAUUACAAUAAAACGCCUUGGUCAUGAAUUCGAAUGUCCACAUACUGUUGACAUUUCACCGAUAGAAGAUGAAAGCUGUCUAGGGGCUACUGCUUUACCAGAGGAAACUAAACAAAAUACUAAUAUUGAAAUAGAAUAUGAAAUCUGUCAAGGAGCAAGUUCCUGCGCGGGGAACACUGUAAAAAGGAGACCUUUUGGUUAUGGAGAGUUCGAAUACUUAAGCACACCAGAUAUUUCACCCCACAGUGAAGAGGAGAAUAAUUGCCAAGGGACAAUAACAUGGCAAAAACUAAUUACUAAAAGAAGAGUACCAUACAAAGGUGUGAAUUAUAAAUAUGUACUUCCAAAAACUGUAAAAACCGGAUACAAAAAUAAGUCAGCUCAUGAAACUGGUGAAGGACCAUCAUCUUUCGCGAAUGAACAUUUAGAAAUCGGAAACGAGGAAUAUGAAUUCGAAUUUUCAAAUAUUACAGAUGCAUCAAUAGCAACUGAAAUAGAAGAAAUGAAUAUCACAGGUAUUUCCUCUAAUAUUAUUGGGAGUCGCCGGCGUGCGGACAAUCUUCCUAAAGAUUAUAAAAUUACAAAAUCUUCGGAAAUUUCGAAAAAACAUGAAAUGACAGAAGCGGAAUGUGGAGGUGCAAGCGCUCAGCAAAAAUCGGCAGAAGCAGGAAACACAGUAGAAGAACAAAGCAAGUCUAUUGAAAAUCUUGACUUGAAUUUCAAAUGUUUAAAUUUAGAAAACAACACAAAAGAAUCUGGAGAAAAAAAGAUAAACUCGGAAGAACAUACCGAUUUAGUGAAGGAGAGCAUAGAC
This is a messenger RNA of Brenthis ino (lesser marbled fritillary), 1920 nucleotides long. NCBI's taxonomy places the organism in Eukaryota, Metazoa, Arthropoda, Insecta, Lepidoptera, Nymphalidae. The record is from the annotation of a GenBank genome assembly.